This is a messenger RNA of Humulus lupulus (European hop), 465 nucleotides long. RefSeq lists its product as uncharacterized. Bases 1 to 465 code for a protein of 154 amino acids. NCBI's taxonomy places the organism in Eukaryota, Viridiplantae, Streptophyta, Magnoliopsida, Rosales, Cannabaceae. The record is from RefSeq and is a predicted model, not a curated record. The transcript has 3 exons.
AUGAAUGGUUAUAGAAGAGGCAUAGUUGAUAAAACUCUUUUCGUUAAAAAUGUUCAUUCUGACAUUGCUAUUGCUCAAAUUUAUGUCGAUGAUAUUGAAAUGAGCAUGUUUGGUCUGGAGUUUGCCAAACAAGCCAAAACACCAAUUGGGACUACGGCCAAACUGACAAAUGAUGAAAAUGGUGUAAGGGUAAAUCCAACACUAUAUAGAAGUAUGAUUGGAAGUUUUCUGUAUCUCACAGCUAGUCGACCUGACAUAAGCUACGGUGUUGGGGUAUGUGCUCAUGAUGCUGAUUGGGCAGGCAGUGCAAAUGAUAGGAAAAUCACAAGUGCUGGAUGCUUCUAUCUAGGGAACAAUUCGGUUUCUUGGCAUAACAAGAAACAAAAUUCAACAUCCUUGUCAACUGUCGAGGCUGAGUACAUAGCUGCAGAAAGUUGUUAUACUCAAUUGUUGUGGAUGAAAUAA